Molecule: messenger RNA, 1897 nt
Organism: Cajanus cajan (pigeon pea)
Lineage: Eukaryota; Viridiplantae; Streptophyta; Magnoliopsida; Fabales; Fabaceae
Product: Arabinanase/levansucrase/invertase
Source: RefSeq, a predicted model, not a curated record
AAUGCCAUUUUCCUUUCCUUGACCUCUUGCGUGGAAAGUGGAAUGAAACCCAUCUCAACCAACCAAAACAAAAUCCUCAUUUUCUUGGAGUAAGUAAAUACACACCACCACCAUGCUUUGAGUCCUUUGCCAACAGCACCACCCCGAAUUUUUCAUACAUUACAAAUUGCACAUAUUAGGGAACAUAAAAACAAAGAACCCUCCAAUUGCAUUUCUUUCCCACCCUUUUUUUGUUAAGCUUGCACCACACAAACACACACCCUUCUUUUUGUCUCAUUCAAAUUCCCUCUCCAACUUCAAUUUCAGCCACGCAUUGAUCAUUCCACAGCCAUGGACGUUUCAUCCCCCUCAUCAUCACCAUCAAUGGCCCUUCCAUCAUUACAACAACCCCGAAACAACGCACUAUCGAAAGUUUCGAUUUUUCGACGUUUAACCCCGCCGACAACCUUAAUCCCAUCAUGGGCAUGUUCCACCAAACCCAACAACACCCUCUCUCCGGUUUCCUCAAAGUUCCCAUCUUUCCUACGUUGCUCCACGAAACCAGACACCAGUGCCAACAGUGAGACCCAACACAAUGAACCCAACUCAAUUUCCAACUUCCAAAACGACCCAGAACCAGAUUCAUCAAGUGAAGCCUUUUCCUCUCCACAACCUUCACAAAAGCCUCCACCUUGCUCUUCCUCAAGAGGGUUGGUGUUUGAUUUGGGUCCUUCAAACUCUUGGGACGGUGCAGAUGUUGGGUCCCCUGUGGUGAAGAGGUUUCUGAGUGAUGAGGAAGAGAGGUGGUACAUGUGGUACCAUGGGAGGGCCAAAGGGCACCCUUCUUGUGAUUUGAUAGGGUUGGCAAUUUCAAGCAAUGGGGUUCAUUGGGAGCGUGGGGGAGGGCCUGCUAGGUCAAGUUCUGAUGUGGGUUUUGUGAUGAGUUGUGGUAAGGAUUGGUGGGGUUUUGACACUGGUGGCAUUAGGCCUUCUGAGAUGGUGAUCAUGUCUAGUUCUAGAGUUAGGGCUUCCAGUGCUGUGUACUGGCUUUACUACACUGGCUAUGGUUCUGAAAGGGUGGAGUUUUCUGAUCACUCUUUGGAGUUUAGUGUGGAAAACCCUGAUGGAAUUGAAGGUGGUGUGAGUUGUGGUAAUGGGAAGGUUUUCAAGUCCUUGCCUGGUUUGGCUAUUAGUCAGGAUGGGAGGCAUUGGGCUAGGAUUGAGGGGGAGCAUCAUAGUGGGGCAUUGAUUGAUGUUGGUGGUGAAAAGGAGUGGGAUUCUUUGUUUAUUUCUUCCCCACAAGUUGUAUACCAUGGGAAUGGUGAUCUUAGGAUGUAUUACCAUUCAUUUGAUGUGGAAAAGGGCCAUUUUGGAGUUGGGAUUGCCAGGUCAAGGGAUGGAAUCAGGUGGGUGAAGUUGGGGAAAAUAAUGGGGGGAGGGAAAGCUGGCUCUUUUGAUGAGUUUGGAGCGAUGAAUGCAUGUGUGAUAAGGAACCGGAAGGGGGGGAACUAUGUCAUGGUGUAUGAAGGUGUUGCUGCUGACGGGAGGAGGAGCAUUGGUGUGGCUGUGUCUCCUGAUGGGUUGAAGGAAUGGCUGAGGCUUCAGGAUGAGGCGGUUUUGAAGCCAUCAGAGCUCGGUUGUUGGGAUGAUAAGGAUGUUGGAUCCCCAUGUCUGGUUGAAAUGGACACAGAAGGAAAUGAGUGGAGGUUGUAUUAUAGAGGUGUUGGAAAUGGAGGAAGAUUUGGAAUUGGAAUGGCUGUUUCGGAAGGGAGGGAUAUUGGAAGGUUUAGAAGAUGGACAGGUUUUCAUGUAUAAUAAUGUAGGUGUAUGCAUUGUUUUGUUAUCAAUUAUUUAAACAUAGCCAAACACAGUAUUUCAUUUUUUGUGAAUUGUAUUUUUUUCUUUUGCUGAGUUUGAA